Racocetra persica is the source of this 152-nucleotide messenger RNA. Lineage: Eukaryota; Fungi; Glomeromycota; Glomeromycetes; Diversisporales; Gigasporaceae. The record is from the annotation of a GenBank genome assembly.
CAAUGAUUAUAGAUUCUGUUAGUGAAGGUGAAGUGGUCUUAGGUGAAGUAACCUCAGGUGAAGUAGUUUCAGGUGAAGUAGUUUCAGAUGAAAAUACUAAAGUAGUCUCUGAACAUAAUACUGCUAUAGAUGAAAACAAAGCAUUUGAAUGA